UACCUCACUACAAUGAAGGCAACCUCUGCCUAUAAAUUAAUGUGAUACAACUUAUACAAAUUCACUCAAUUCUUUCUACUCUUUACAUUACAACUAAAACAAAAUGGAGUCAAAGUUUGCUCACAUUAUUGUUUUCUUUCUUCUUGCAACUUCCUUUGAGACUCUCAUGGCACGAAAAGAAAUUGGUGGACCAGAAGUCAUCGAACUUCUAAAGGAAUAUGAAUCUAACUUGAUGUGCAAAGGAAAACGAAUGUGGCCAGAACUUAUUGGUGUACCAGCACAAUAUGCUAAGGGAAUAAUUGAAAAGGAAAAUCCAUUCAUAACUGAUGUUCGGAUAGGAUUGAUUGGUUCUCCAGGCACAGCUGAUUUUAAGUGUUUUCGAGUUCGUAUUGCUGUAAACAUCUUGGAUGUUGCUGUAUCAAUGCCUGUGAUUGGUUAAUUAAUGAAGUAAUUAAGUAGCCACAUGUCAAAAAAUAAUUAGGGUUCAUGUCUGUUCAUUAAUUAUAAUGUACCCAUGCAUGUACUCUUACAAUACAUAAUGGAAUAAAUAAGUGUGACUUGAUUAAAUAUUAAAUGUAA
Solanum lycopersicum (tomato) is the source of this 579-nucleotide messenger RNA. Its product is annotated as wound-induced proteinase inhibitor 1. The record is from RefSeq and is a predicted model, not a curated record. Gene Ontology annotation, biological process: response to wounding. Gene Ontology annotation, molecular function: serine-type endopeptidase inhibitor activity. Lineage: Eukaryota; Viridiplantae; Streptophyta; Magnoliopsida; Solanales; Solanaceae.